CUCGGUGAAGGGGUAAAAUAGGCAGGUGAGAUCCUAGAAGAGGUUUCCUCCACCCGGAGCCUAUAUGGCCUCCAGCGCCCUGUAGACCUGGCGGUCCCCCAGUGCUUACGGCCCCUAUUUGGGGGUCUGGGUGGCUACUGGAGAGCCUUGCGGAGGGGCAGAGAAGGCAGAACCAUGGCAUCUAGGGCCUCUGAACGUCCCCCGGGGCGCAGCGUGACGGCGGGCAUCAUCAUUGUUGGAGAUGAGAUCCUCAAGGGACAUACUCAGGACACAAACACCUACUUUCUGUGCCGGACAUUGCGCUCUCUGGGAGUCCAGGUUUGCCGAGUCUCUAUUGUACCUGAUGAGGUAACCACCAUUGCAGCUGAGGUCACCUCUUUCUCCAACCGCUUCACCCACGUCCUCACUGCAGGGGGCAUCGGCCCCACUCAUGAUGAUGUCACUUUUGAGGCAGUGGCACAGGCCUUUGGGGAGGAGCUCAAGCCACACCCUGAGCUGCAAGCAGCCAUCAAAACCCUAGGAGGGGAGGGCUGGGAGAAACUGUCGCUGGUGCCCUCCUCUGCCCGCCUGCAUUACGGUAUAGAUCCUCGCACUGGCUGCCCCUUCAGAUUCCCAUUGGUCUCCGUCCGAAACGUCUACCUCUUCCCAGGCAUUCCGGAGCUGCUGCGGCGGGUGCUAGAGGGGCUGAAGGGGCUGUUCCAAAAUACAGCUGUGCAGUUCCACUCAAAGGAGCUGUAUGUGGCUGCUGCCGAGACCUCUAUCGCCCCCAUCCUAGCUGAGACCCAGACCCACUUUGGGCAUAGGCUUGGCCUGGGUUCCUACCCUGACUGGGGCAGCAACUACUAUCAGGUGAAGCUGACUCUAGACUCUGAGGAAGAAGAGCCCUUGGAGGAAUGUCUGGCCUACCUGACAGCCCGUCUGCCCGAGGGAUCACUGGUCCCCUACACGCCUAAUGCUGUGGAACAGGCCGGUGAGGCUGUAUACAAACUUGCUGAAUCAGGGUCUUCUCUGGGAAAAAAGGUAACAAGCGCCCUUCAGACCAUUGAGACUGCCUUAGAUCGGUACCACCUCAACCAGCUCUGUGUGGGCUUCAACGGGGGUAAGGACUGUACAGCCCUCCUGCACCUCUUCUAUGCAGCUGUGCAGAGGAAAUUUCCUGAUGUUCCAAAACCUCUCCAGAUCCUGUAUAUUCGCAGCAUCUCUCCUUUCCCUGAGCUGGAACAGUUUCUACAAGACACCAUCAAGAGGUAUAAUCUGCAGGUGUUGGAGGCUGAGGGUGACAUGAAGCAGGCCCUGAGUGAAUUGCAGGCACAGCACCCCCAACUGGAGGCUGUCCUGAUGGGCACCCGACGGACCGACCCCUACUCUUGUAGCCUCUGCCCUUUCAGUCCCACUGACCCCAGCUGGCCUUCCUUCAUGCGCAUCAACCCACUGCUGGACUGGACCUACAGAAACAUCUGGGACUUUCUGCGUCAGCUGUUUGUCCCAUACUGUAUCCUAUAUGAUCGAGGCUAUACAUCACUGGGGAGUCAGGAGAACACAGUGCAGAAUCCGGCCCUGAAGUGCCUGAGUCCAGGAGGGCACCUUACCUACCGUCCUGCAUACCUACUUGAGAAUGAAGAGGAGGAGCGGAACUCCCGCACAUGACCUUGCACAGGGGAAGAAGGGAAGGCGGCCGGCCUGGGGUGUAACCUGUCAAUAAACCAUGCCUCUCACUGUGA
Castor canadensis (American beaver) is the source of this 1721-nucleotide messenger RNA. RefSeq names its product flavin adenine dinucleotide synthetase 1 (gene Flad1). Lineage: Eukaryota; Metazoa; Chordata; Mammalia; Rodentia; Castoridae. The record is from RefSeq and is a predicted model, not a curated record. Gene Ontology annotation, biological process: FAD biosynthetic process. Gene Ontology annotation, molecular function: FMN adenylyltransferase activity.